AAAGGGUUCCGGUGACACUCACUGCGCCGGCGUGCGGGCGCGAGCGGUCAAAGCGCCUUCCGGAGGCCUCCGAAGUGCGCCCUUUUCCCUGUCUGUCUCUUUCGGAGUGCUCCGAGCGAGAUUCAAAGAGGCCUUCGCCAACGGAGGGCUGUUUUUCUAUACUCUGAGUCCCCCCGGUGCCCCGCCACUUCGGCCCUUGCCCUUUGACCCUGCUCUCGCGGCGGGGUGAGAGGUAGGUGGCCAUCUUGUGGCGGCGGCGCGGGCGGCUGAUACUGCGGAGACCCAUCCCCUCCCCCUCCUGGCCCCCCCCGGCCAUCUGUCAGUCAUAAAGAGUCCUGCAGGCCGCCAGGUGAGGUCCCGGCCUCGUGCUGUCGCUCUCCCCGCCGCACUGGGCGGCCCAGGCCGAUCCCUGCCGGGCCUCACCGCCGCCACCAUGUCCUCCUUCUCCGAGUCGGCGCUGGAGAAGAAGCUCUCAGAGCUGAGCAACUCUCAGCAGAGCGUGCAGACCCUCUCCCUGUGGCUCAUCCACCACCGCAAGCACGCGGGACCCAUCGUCUCGGUGUGGCACCGCGAGCUCCGCAAAGCCAAAUCAAAUAGAAAGCUUACUUUUCUGUACUUAGCCAAUGAUGUCAUUCAAAACAGUAAAAGGAAAGGACCUGAAUUCACUAGAGAAUUUGAAUCUGUCCUUGUGGAUGCUUUUUCUCACGUUGCCAGAGAGGCAGAUGAAGGCUGUAAAAAACCUUUAGAAAGAUUGCUGAACAUCUGGCAAGAAAGAAGUGUGUAUGGCGGCGAGUUCAUACAGCAGCUGAAGCUGUCUAUGGAGGACUCCAAGAGCCCUCCCCCCAAAGCAACAGAGGAGAAGAAAUCUCUAAAGCGAACUUUUCAGCAAAUACAAGAGGAGGAGGAUGACGACUACCCUGGAAGCUACUCUCCCCAAGAUCCUUCUGCAGGACCCCUCUUGACUGAGGAACUAAUCAAAGCUUUGCAGGACCUGGAAAAUGCUGCAUCAGGGGAUGCUACUGUCCGACAGAAAAUUGCUUCUUUACCCCAGGAAGUGCAAGAUGUUUCUCUUUUGGAAAAAAUAACAGACAAAGAGGCAGCUGAACGUCUUUCAAAAACAGUAGAUGAAGCAUGUCUGUUACUAGCCGAAUAUAACGGGCGCCUGGCGGCAGAACUGGAAGACCGACGCCAGCUGGCUCGGAUGUUGGUGGAGUACACCCAGAACCAGAAAGAUGUUUUGUCAGAAAAGGAGAAAAAACUAGAAAGGAGUGACUUGAAAGCUGGACUUCUGGAAGAUGUCUGUUCAGGGGAGUCUACUAGAAGGCGUCAGCUGGGCCUUGCUGCAGUUCUCAGGAAUAUAAACAGAAGCUUGCUCGGGUAACCCAGGUCCGCAAGGAACUCAAGUCCCAUAUUCAGAGCUUGCCAGACCUCUCGUUGCUGCCCAACGUCACAGGGGGCUUGGCCCCCCUGCCCUCUGCUGGUGACCUGUUUUCAACUGACUAAGGCAGGUGUCAUGCCCCAGACUACCAUCUGUACCAGCAGAAAGAAGAGGGCAAGUCAUGGUUGGAAAUAACCUAGUAGCCCCUGGUUCUAUCCCUCUUUCUGCUCGGCCCCCCCAGCCUCAAGAAAGAACCGCAGGGUCUGAUUCUCCUCUCCAGCCUCUCCUGUUGAGCACAAUUGAGGACAGUGGCGAAUGGAAUCCAGUUUAGAUUUAUAUUUGGAAAGAAUACAAACUCACUUCAUGUUUCCAUGCCCCUGUUGGUUUUCCGUUCUUAGCUCUCUCUUUACACCCAAGAAGUUACGAAAAUCAUGUGUAGAAGAAUCUUGUCUCUCACGACAGCAUUGUGUCGUGAAAGCAGCUUCUCUUUUCUGAGUUGGGCUUGUUCAAGUCCACUUGAACUUCCACUGAGGGACUCACUUCUGGAGUCGUUGGCUUUCCUGGCUGCCAUCCACCCCAGAGAUUGGAGGCCCAACUGGUGAGCAGCUUUGCCAUAAAGAGUUUGCCAAAUCUCGGAUCCUCCCUUACUGUGACUUAUAGCAAUGCGUAGUCAAAGGUUGGGUGCAUUUGUGAGCAGACUAGAGGAUCUAGCAAUAAGAUUCAAAGCUGAUCUGGGACAUCAAGUCAUAGGUCAGAGAACGACUAACAGGGAUCACAAGCAUGAAUUAAAAAUAAGUUAUUUGCUUUAGGUUCCUGUCCAACAACCUUCCCAGGCUGCACUUAUCAAGGGUGCCACCCAUGGUCAGAGAGCACGUUCCUAGAAACAUGAUCUUUGCCCCAGUUGGUUGUGAAGGCGGUUGUUAGAAGUGGCACUGUGGGCCCCCAAAGCUGAAGGCAUUCUGGGAGUCCGGGCUCUGCGUGGGUGUUGCUUUGACCCUUUCUUUUGGGGAGUCGGGCACACACUAACAUUUAAUUCACUGCGUGGGCACAUGUCCACAGCAUGGUGACUAAACUUGAAAAUCUCCCCUGCAAAUAUGACACUCUGUGCAUGCUUGUCUGUCCUUUAGUUCACACCACUGCACGUGUCCUUGUGCCCCUAGGAGGAGUACUUUGUGUCAGAUGUUACUGAAUAGCUCAUCUCGGAAAGGGGGAAAGUGAGGGAUAUUAAUUGGGGGUCUUAAUUCCAUUAUCAUGCCAGCUGACAUUAUGACUAUAUAAUGUAGUUAGAGAGGAUUAUUACCUUGCUUUUAGUAAAGGUUAGGCCUGCUGACUAAGUCAUUCUAAUUUGGCAGGCUUAUUUUUGACAUUGGAAAGGGCAGAAAACAAUUUGCCCCAAUAGUGUAAUAGGAAUUAUAGCCCAGAGGCUGAAAUCCAAAAGCUAUAAAAAGGAUUUGUGGAGGGGGCUUCAGAAUCUCCAUUAUUUUGAGUUGCUCUUUUCAGGAUUACCAAAAAGCCAAUUACGUGUAAUUUUACAUGUUCAGCGUGUUAGAACAUAACGUCUGUUUUUAAAAGUGUAAUAGGCUUCCCUUCAAGAAGCUCUCUUGCCUGCCAUGAAGUGAAAAUGAUAAAAAGUCAUAGCAGGUAUGCAGUUUAACUCUGUGUAGAACCUAGUAGCAUUUAAGCUAUUUUUCAGAUUGAGUACAGUCUGUGUGUUGUUUGCAUAUUGACACUGCCUGUUGUCCUGUCAUUACUAAAUUAAUGAGUCUAUAUAUAAAGUUUUUCUCCCAGAGGCCACAGGGCAGUAAAUGACUUUUACUAAAAUUGCAAAAUAAAUUCCAGUCUUUGCUGUUUCUAUAUAUAAGCCCCCUCCCCGCGUGGUGUGCUGCUUCAGCCCUGCAGAGGAGCUUGGUUCUGAACAGACCCAUCUUGCACAGACUCUGUGCUUUCUUUCACCAGGGAAGCAAAGUCUUACCAGCCACAAACCAGCCAAAAAGGUGUAGUGGAUAUCUGCUCUCAUCAGCUAGGUGAAAAUGUUACAACAUAAUGGAUUUUGCCCACUGCUCUGUUUUAUCUGAUUGAGUCUUUGACUAGAAAUUGGUGCAUAAUCAUUACAGCAAGAGCAAGAAAUGAAACUGUAGCAAUUAUGUAAAUGAAUGGGUUGGCUUCUUAACACCUGUUACUAGUGGACUUCCUGUAAGGAAGUUAGUUCUGUUUUUUUGUUUUUCAACAAAAUGUGCUUUUGUUUUUUAACUCUUAAUUCUCCCACAUCCUCCCCAGGAGUGCUUUUUACUUCAUUUGUUUAAUUUAAAUGAACCUUUCUCCUUGUAUGUGUGAGGUGAUCUGGCAGGGCGGGGUGGGUGGGUGGGUUUUGUUCUGUGUUCUCCUAUACUUAGGGCAUCCGUCGGCCUCCAGGACCUUUACUUUAGGUCUUCUUCCUCAGAAAGUCUUCAAUCUUCCUUUGUUUUUUGUUCUGUUUUUUUUCUUAAAGAGUAUUUUUAAAGCUUAAAUUUGUAUAUUAAUUUAGGACUUUAUUUAGAAGUAUAGGCUGCCAUUGGCGGUAGCAGUAUAUUCUGAAAUGUCUCAUAGAUAUAUAUUUUUGAAUAAAGAUGGUGUUGUUGAAUGA
Balaenoptera acutorostrata (minke whale) is the source of this 4001-nucleotide messenger RNA. It is a transcript of the gene RPRD1B, whose product is annotated as regulation of nuclear pre-mRNA domain containing 1B. Gene Ontology annotation, molecular function: RNA polymerase II C-terminal domain binding. NCBI's taxonomy places the organism in Eukaryota, Metazoa, Chordata, Mammalia, Artiodactyla, Balaenopteridae. The transcript is spliced from 8 exons. Gene Ontology annotation, biological process: mRNA 3'-end processing. Gene Ontology annotation, cellular component: RNA polymerase II, holoenzyme. The record is from RefSeq and is a predicted model, not a curated record. Bases 434 to 1381 code for a protein of 315 amino acids.